Messenger RNA from Polyodon spathula (Mississippi paddlefish), 1192 nucleotides. Its product is annotated as coiled-coil domain-containing protein 25-like. The record is from RefSeq and is a predicted model, not a curated record. The transcript is spliced from 9 exons. NCBI's taxonomy places the organism in Eukaryota, Metazoa, Chordata, Actinopteri, Acipenseriformes, Polyodontidae. The coding region runs from base 93 to 674 and encodes 193 amino acids.
CACUUCCGGUGUGACAUUUACGAGUUCACCGUGGAUCUAGCUUGGUUGUUAGUCUGUGUUUUUCGUUGUAUUUUAGGAAACGUUUAUUAACAAUGGUUUUCUAUUUUACUAGCGAAGUUGUGUCCCCGCCUUAUACCAUCUAUAUGGGAAAGGACAAAUAUGAAAAUGAAGACCUUAUAAAGUAUGGGUGGCCAGAAGAUAUCUGGAGCUUCCGGGGGCUGACAAUAGAUGGUAUCCCAAAAGAAGUGCUGAUUGACUGUGCACAGCUAGUGAAAAACAAUAGUAUUCAAGGCUGCAAAAUGAACAACAUCAGUGUCGUAUAUACACCAUGGACCAACCUAAAGAAAACUGGGGGCAUGGAUGUAGGGCAGAUAGGAUUCCAUCGGCAGAAAGAGGUAAGGCUUGUUGCAGUAGAAAAGAAAAUUAAUGAAAUUGUAAAUAGGUUGGAAAAAACAAAAGAAGAGCGCUUCCCUGACCUGGCAGCGGAAAAAGAAUCCAGAGACAGAGAAGAGAGGACUGAGAAAAAAACACAAAUCCAGGAAAUGAAACGAAAUGAAAGAGAAGAAAUGAAGAAGAAAAAAGAGUUGGAUGAGCUGAAGAGUUAUUCAUCACUUAUGAAAUCAGACAACAUGACCACCAAUGAGGACGGAAAUGACUCGGAUGACUUCAUGUAAAAAAGGAAGCGUUAUCUGUUGAAUAUAAGCAUUUGGAUUUGAAAGACUCAUUGGAUUGGAUGCCAAAAACUAUUCUUUAUAAAAGACCACUUUUUUCUUGGCCAUAUUAAGCUUAGAAAUUACUUCCAAUGACUUGCUGAAGAUUCUUUACGCACAUUUGAGGGUGAAGUCUGGCCUUUUGAUGACACAUUUACUCAUUGCUUCAAGAACAGUUGCAUGAAAGCAGUUCUGUUGCACAGCUGUAUCUAGAGCAAGCCAAAACAGCAGUGUAAUUUUUAUUUAAAGAGAAACAUGUUUGUAAUAUGAGUUGGCUACUUUGUUUAAUUGAUAAGGGACUGAAUAGUGAAAUCUCAUUAGAUGUUCAAUAUUGUAUAAGUAAACAUCGGGCCAUCCUGUGUUGUGUUGAUGUAAAGUGCAGAAACAGUGGACCCAGUUAUGAUGGAACUGUUCAUUCAUAUAGAUAGAUAGAUAGAUAGAUAGAUAGACAGACAGACACCAUAUUACUUCAAUUUGACGCC